GGCCGGCGUCGAGCGGCGGCGGCGGCGGCUGGGCUGGGCCCGGAUGGGGGCGGCGGCCGCGGGGCUGCGAUGUCGACCCCGGGGACGCGUCGGAGCGGCUCCAGCAUCAAGAUCCGGCUGACAGUAUUAUGUGCCAAGAACCUUGCAAAGAAAGAUUUCUUCAGACUUCCUGACCCAUUUGCAAAAAUAGUAGUAGAUGGGUCAGGCCAGUGCCAUUCAACUGACACUGUGAAGAACACGUUGGACCCCAAAUGGAACCAGCAUUACGAUCUAUAUGUUGGGAAAACAGAUUCCAUAACUAUCAGCGUAUGGAACCACAAGAAAAUCCACAAGAAACAGGGAGCUGGCUUCCUGGGGUGUGUCCGACUCCUCUCCAAUGCCAUCAGCCGACUAAAAGAUACUGGAUACCAGCGUUUGGAUCUAUGCAAACUAAAUCCCACAGAUACCGAUGCAGUACGAGGCCAAAUAGUGGUCAGUUUACAAACACGAGACAGGAUAGGCACAGGAGGUUCUGUUGUAGAUUGCCGAGGGCUGCUGGAAAAUGAAGGAACAGUUUAUGAAGAUUCUGGACCUGGAAGGCCACUGAGCUGUUUUAUGGAGGAACCAGCACCAUACAUGGAUACUACUGGUGCGGCUGGUGGAGGGAAUUGUCGGUUCGUGGAAUCCCCCAGUCAGGAUCAGAGGCUUCAGGCACAACGACUUCGAAAUCCUGAAAUCAGAGGUCCUGUCCAAACACCUCAGAAUAGACCACACGGUCAUCAGUCACCUGACCUACCUGAAGGCUAUGAACAAAGGACAACGGUACAGGGACAAGUUUAUUUUUUGCACACGCAGACUGGAGUUAGCACAUGGCAUGACCCCAGGAUACCAAGGGACCUUAACAGUGUCAACUGUGACGAACUAGGACCUCUGCCGCCAGGCUGGGAAGUUAGAAGUACAGUGUCUGGAAGAAUAUAUUUUGUAGAUCAUAAUAACAGAACCACACAGUUCACAGACCCAAGAUUACAUCACAUCAUGAACCAUCAAUGCCAACUGAAAGAGCCCAGCCAGCAGCCUUUGCCUGUUCCAAAUGAGGGGUCAUUAGAAGAUGGUGAGGAGUUACCCGCACAAAGAUAUGAAAGGGACUUGGUACAGAAGCUAAAAGUCCUUAGACAUGAACUCUCUCUUCAGCAACCUCAAGCUGGUCACUGCCGCAUUGAAGUGUCCAGGGAAGAAAUCUUUGAGGAGUCGUAUCGUCAGAUAAUGAAGAUGAGGCCAAAAGACCUAAAAAAGAGGCUCAUGGUGAAAUUUCGAGGAGAGGAGGGCUUGGAUUAUGGAGGAGUGGCAAGAGAAUGGUUGUAUUUACUGUGCCAUGAAAUGCUGAACCCCUAUUAUGGACUCUUCCAAUACUCUACAGACAAUAUUUACAUGCUACAAAUCAAUGCAGACUCUUCUAUCAAUCCUGAUCAUUUGUCUUAUUUCCAUUUUGUUGGUCGGAUAAUGGGUUUGGCUGUGUUCCAUGGACACUACAUCAAUGGGGGUUUCACAGUUCCCUUCUACAAACAGCUGCUGGGGAAACCCAUUCAGCUGUCUGAUCUAGAAUCUGUUGACCCAGAACUACAUAAGAGUUUAGUUUGGAUUUUAGAGAAUGACAUCACCCCAGUGCUGGACCAUACUUUCUGUGUAGAGCACAAUGCUUUUGGGCGUAUUCUACAACAUGAGCUCAAACCAAAUGGCAGAAAUAUCCCAGUUACAGAAGAGAACAAGAAAGAAUAUGUCAGGUUGUACGUAAACUGGCGAUUUAUGAGAGGAAUUGAGGCGCAGUUCCUGGCUCUACAGAAGGGCUUUAAUGAACUUAUUCCUCAACAUCUUCUAAAGCCUUUUGACCAGAAGGAGCUUGAGCUAAUAAUAGGUGGCUUGGAUAAAAUAGACCUAAAUGACUGGAAGUCAAAUACACGGCUGAAGCACUGCAUGGCAGAUAGCAAUAUCGUAAAGUGGUUCUGGCAAGCAGUGGAAACGUUUGAUGAGGAAAGAAGGGCGAGGCUGUUGCAGUUUGUGACUGGGUCCACACGUGUUCCGCUUCAAGGUUUCAAGGCUUUACAAGGUUCUACAGGCGCUGCAGGACCAAGGUUGUUUACCAUCCAUUUGAUAGAUGCAAAUACAGACAACCUCCCAAAAGCCCAUACUUGUUUUAACCGAAUCGACAUUCCGCCUUACGAGUCAUAUGAGAAGCUUUACGAGAAGCUGUUGACAGCUGUGGAAGAGACAUGUGGGUUUGCUGUGGAGUGAAGAAGCAACCAAAGGAAACAGAUGCUAGCUCAAGGACCACCAAAUCAAAAGCUAGAAGAAGCUUGCUGUGAACUUCCUGCUAAGCUGUCUGAAGCAUUGGAAACACUAGGCAACUUAAAGAUGGGGUUGUUCCUCUCUUUUGUUGGUUGUUGGGGGUGGGGGGGGGCUUUUGUUGGUGGUUCUCAACCAUACUUUUUCCCCUUUGUUACAAUAAUCCCUUCCCUGUUCUUCCAUCCCCAUAAAAUGAAAUGCAGCCAAAUACAUUGUUUGGUUGUGGUUACACAGGAUAUUCUGCUAGACUUGUAACACAUAUUGUGAUAGGGUCAGUGACCUGUGGUCUUUUUAUAGGAGUAUCAAACAAUAGCUGAGUAUCUAAGUUUGGUUUGCUGAGGACUUGCAACUGGUAGGUGCACCUGGCUGUGUUUUGUCUGUAAAGCAAACUUGAGCCCCUUGUAAAAUCCAGCAGCUGUAGAAUAUCUGACUGGCACUGGAAUUCAGAACUGCGCAUCUUACACACCUGGUCCAAAAGUAAAUUUCUAGCAGAAAAAUCGCCACGUAAACAUUUAACUGAAAGGCAAAGUAAUUAAAGUUCUGCCUUAGCAGGAAGCUCUCAGUGAAAGCAAUGGCUCGCCUCAAGAAAAAUGAAGGAAUUCAGGACAACGUCAGUGGUAUCGUAUCCUUUCUCUUCAGGUGUCCUGGUUGAACUUUAAUUGUUUUGCACAUGGAAACAAGUUGUCUUCUGCGGAUUUACUUUACAUUGCUUGUCCGAUUUUAAGUACCUUGCAAAGAAGCCUGGUUAAGCAGGCAGCAACAGAUAAAAUUGUCAAUUCAGUUCAAUCACAAAGCUGCGAUUUCUGUGCCGCUGUUUUAUGACACACAUGGUGUGACUCAGUUCAUAAGAGACUUAAGAGGAAAUUGCUAACAGUGAAGCUAAUGGAACAAAGUUCCAUUCUUAAGUCAUUGGCCUUGAGAAGUAUUUUUGAAAGUAGAGGUAAAAAGAGAACUAUAUAGUGAGUCAAGUCUGUGUAAAGCUAUUGGAAGGAUUUAUGGCUUUAGUUCUAUAGAAAUGAAAAUUUCUCUGAAGAGCUGUGUAUGGCUAUUUUUUUUUCCCAGCUAUCUGAAGCUAAUGCUAAAGGUUGGCACUCUAACACAUUUCUUGAAAUGAUUCCCAGCAUUAAGGGAAACAAAAGCAAAUCAAGGAGCUGAAUCACUAACUUUUUCCAGUUUGCACACCAAGAUGAGGCAGUAUUUUAACAAAAUAACAUGAUUUCAGGAAGACCCAGUUAGCCAUCAAACAUGUCUAAACUUAAGUGAAACAGGCUUACUUGUAUAGGAUUUUCUUUUUUUGGCAAGCCUGUUUUUAAAGAAAUUCAUUACUGAAACAUUUAACAGAUGUAAUGUUUAUGGAAUAGUGCAUUGAAAUUCAGCUGUGGGUCAGAGAUGGUCUUAGAAAAUGUCUACUGGAAUACCUUCUAUUUUAACUUUUUUUUUAUUUGAAUUUGAUAAUAGCUUUAAACUGUGAUAGGACAAAAAGUUAGAUACUUGUCAAAGUCCUGGAGUCUUUCCCCACUUCGUGUUUUAUUUCCCAUUGACCAUAAUUCUUGUAAUUUGGUGUUGGGAGUGUGAAGGUUGCAUCUGAAGUAGGAAUUUGUACCAUUUUUUGAGAUUUGCACAGUUUGUGUAGAACAGCUGACAUGAUGGGAUUGAGUGAGGAAGGCAUUCAGACAGGUGUUCGUAGGGCUUUGGGAACUUAGUGGCACUUGGGGACCAGUUUUUGCAGUCUGGAUUAGUAGGGGGUGGGAAAGAGAUUGUGUAACAUGGUUGCAGCAGUGGGAAAGGGAAAUGCAACUGUUUGCCUUAAACAUCUGUGCAAUUUGUAUCGGGUUACAGGAUUCCACGUGCCCUGCCUUUUCCAAAUGUCUGUAAAAUCGGCAUCCACGGGGUGUUUUUAACUCUUUCAGUGCAUUUGUUUGUGCAAGAAACCAUAGGCAAGUAGAAAAAUCAAGGCGGGUUGCUGCCCAAAACGAUUCCAUGCAGUCUCUCAUGUUGUGGAUUUUUCACAGAAGAACGUGGAAAAGAAAUGGCAUUUGCUCCACGUAGCACACAGCUGGCUUUGCAAAAGCAAACGAGGUGAAGAUGAGGGCUCUCAGAGAACCCUAGGUCAAGUGGCUAGGUCAACAAGAAAGUUGACAUGCGAUUAGUCCACGUGUCUCUCCGCUAGGUCAGUAUUUUCUUGGCUGUACAAAAUAAGACUACACAAGGAUUAUGGUUUUAAAGGUCCUUUUGUGUUUUUGUUUCAUUUCAAAGCCUCGUAAAAGAACCUCUAAUGUGCUGUGCUGGCAGUGAUGAGUAGAGGGAACGGACCUGUAAAUUGCUUUAAUGAUACACUUUUUAAAACUAUUUCACCAGCACUCCUGUUGUGCUGUCUUUUGCAAUUUUGUGCCUCUUAACUAAUGAUAAAGAAGGUAAUUUUUUGUCUCAUUCUGUUACACGAAUAUGUGAAGCAGGGCUUAAAGCUGGCUAGAUGGAGAAAAUAAACCAGGGAGGUAAAUAGGGGUUGAAAAUGUCAUGUUGUUCUGCCUAAGGCUGGCAGUGCCACAUGCAGUUCUGUGGGUAAGGAACUGUGAAAAGCAAGCAGGAGUUUAAGCCGUUUUGUCAUCGAUGCACCAAGGGGUUUUUUUUCAGGCUGCUCCUAUGACACCCAGAAACUUAAAGCAUGUCCUUUCCUGGGGUAUCUGACAGUGUGAACAAGAUGGCACGUACCCUUUGAGAACUGUCAGGGUUUGAGCUGGUUGGUUUUCAAACUUGCCCAAAGAAUAAGGUGGAAAAGUCUGGUUGACGUUUCCCCGUCACACGCCCUGCCUAGUGCAGGAAUACAUAUGGAGCAGCCCUAUAGGCACUGCAAGGUGCAACAUCUACAUUCUCCGUCUUUCUCAUACCUGUUCUAAAAACAAACCUAGAAACUAGUCCAGAGGUACAGCUCUUCAGUACUUGCCCUGAUACUGCUCAUCAGCCUAUACUAUUCACUCAGGGAUGCGUAGGAAACCACCACUCUGCUUGUGUUUUAAAUCGGGAAGAAAUGAGAGACUGUUGUAUGAAUGUUGGAGUUUACUUGGGCAUUAUGUUAAACGGAGCCAUGUUUGAAAAAGGCUGUUUGUUGCUUCCAGUGGUGAAAUCUGUUUUCCCAGCAGUACGUACUUUGUUCAAGUCCAGGUGGUGAAGAAACCCCCGAGAUUUCAUGUUAUCAGACCCAGCCACCAUGCCCUCUGUAGCCAGUGCCCAGGUUCAGUGCUGAAUAGCACAGCAAGCUCCCAGAAACACAGUUUGAAUCUGUUUUUUAAUUUGUUAAUUUUUGUUCCUCAACCACUUUAUAAUGUAUUUUUUAAUUUAUUAUUUUGUAAUGUCUUGUUUAAGUAUUGCUGCUAUCCUUGUUAUUCUUCCCACUGUUUUUAUUGCAGAUUUAUUUUGUGAAAGUUGUACACUAAUGUCUCAUUUUAUGUCUAAAUCAAAGUAUUUAAAGAAAUACUAGUUCUAUUUAAUGUGGUUAUGGAACCAGCUGGAAUAAACAGUGAUUGUAUAGUAGGCUGGACCCAGGAGGUCAUGUUCAUUUUUGUUACAUAUGCAAUAAACUCACAACUUUAAACAGUCGGUAUCUA
Alligator mississippiensis (American alligator) is the source of this 5924-nucleotide messenger RNA. RefSeq names its product SMAD specific E3 ubiquitin protein ligase 1 (gene SMURF1). The record is from RefSeq and is a predicted model, not a curated record. NCBI's taxonomy places the organism in Eukaryota, Metazoa, Chordata, Crocodylia, Alligatoridae. The transcript has 18 exons. Gene Ontology annotation, molecular function: protein binding; ubiquitin protein ligase activity. Gene Ontology annotation, biological process: ubiquitin-dependent protein catabolic process; negative regulation of BMP signaling pathway. Bases 70 to 2268 code for a protein of 732 amino acids.